AUGCUUGAGGCGACGCUUUCUCGCGCGCUCGAGGCCACGCUCCGUGUGUGCGCGGUGGUUCGGGAUCAUCGGCAGCUGCAGGAGGCGUUACCAUGGCUCACACCGCGUGUGGCGCGAAUGAGGGCCGUUUUAUGUCAGGCUAUGAGCGAUCAGACCCGCCUGCGCGACCCUGAGGCCAUCGAGGCCCGGCUGCGCACAGAGCUCCUGCCGGCUCUGGAGGAGCUCGAACGCGCCAUACCGAAGCGACGCCGCAAGGAGAGGGCCGCUGCAUGUUUCGCCAGCGGCGCGUGGCAGAGCCGCGUCCUGGCCCUCACGUCACGCGUCACGGACUUGCUUGUGGCCAUCACGGGCAACAACACUCCCGCAGACACCGCGGCAUUGGACCAGGACCAGAACGCCCGCACGCAGCAGCACGCGGCGAUUCAGGUCGACCAGGCGGCGGCGGACCCCGCGCCGUUCGCGUCUGCGGAGUACGAGUGCGGCAUUUGUUUGCGUAGCGUUCGGGACCCGGUGGUGCUGCUGGACAGCGGCCAGACGUACUGCCGGACGUGCAUCGAGGUGUGGGUGUCCAGCAGGGUGGCGGCCGGCCAGGAACCGACGGACCCGCUCACGCGGGUGCGGCUGAAUGUGCCGCUGCAGCACGUCGAGAACUGGGCGCUGGUGAGCAGCGCCGCGAGGGGGGCUGGACCGUCGACGGAGAGGGCGACGCCACAGGGCGCGAUCAGGACAGUGGAGCAGCUGCGCGCGGCGAUCCAUGCCGGGCGCGGGACGGUGAUCGACCUGCAGGGGCACGAAGUGCGCGGGAGUGGCUGGGAUACUGUCGCGGUGACCCGCCCCGGCGUAACCCUGCGCAACGGCAGGCUGACGGGCGUGCAGCUCGUGAUCGAGCCGUCCGCGAGGCGCACGUGUCUGGACAGCCUCUGCGUCAGCGGGUGCACCGGAGACCGCAGCGUUGCCGGUGCUCGGAGCGCAGUCCGUGUCAAGGCCGCGGGCGAGGUCGUGAUUGUGGGGUGCUGCAUCAACGACAACGGGGACCGUGGAUUGUCCGUCGAUGGCGGUGCACAGGUGCCGGUGCCGGUCUGCCAGCCUCGCCGCCAGCAUCGCACAGUUGUUGUGCGCUGA
This is a messenger RNA of Pedinophyceae sp. YPF-701, 1122 nucleotides long. The record is from the annotation of a GenBank genome assembly. NCBI's taxonomy places the organism in Eukaryota, Viridiplantae, Chlorophyta, Pedinophyceae.